UUUCCUCGGAGGAAAUUGCUUAUCGCGCGCAUGUGCGUGGAACCAGAAAACCUUUGAGUUUCCCAGCUGAAGAAGGAUUCAUUUAAGUUCUGCCUGGGAAAGCGUACAGAACAUGGAGGAGGAGCUGAGAGCAUUCUUCGAGGAUUGUCGAAGGCAGGAAUUUACCGGAAAGGAAAUGCUGGCCAUUUGUCAACCUUUGAUUUGGCGCAUACGCCUGGCUAGAGUCAAGAAAUGGUGUCUCAUCCUGCUGCCCCUGGUGGUGAUUUACUUGCUGUGGUUGUGUAGCGACACCUUUGCUUGGUGGUCGAGUGCCGUGGGCCGUUUGCUGCUCAUCCAGAUCCUUCCGCUCUGGGAUUGGACACACUACUACAAUGCCAAGUGCUUGAUUCCACGUGGUCAGAGUGUCCAGGAGCAGCCAACUCCACUGGGAAGGUACGAGACCCUGUGGCAAAACUGUGCUCUUUGUGAAACACUGGAGGGCAUAGCCACUGCAUCGAAUGUGAGCUACUCCACGUUGGAAUCUGAGUACCUGGAACGUGGACUACCUGUUAUUGUAACCGAUGCUGGCUUGGAAAUGGAUAUCGUUAAUCUUCUGGAGCUUAUAGAGAAGAAGUCGCCGCAGUGGUUGUCCAGUGAACCCUGUGAUGUGUCCAGCAAUCUCCUGCUGAGGCAACUGUUCAACCUAGAGGCUGCUCUGGACAAGAUCCACUCCUGGCAGGGACAGUCAUCAAAUAGUUGGCACCUUCAGCUAAGAAACUGCCAGAAGAAGGCGGUAAAGGCCUCUCGAUUGUUCCUGGAACGUCCCUACUACUAUCCUCUCCACCUGGCGCCGUAUUAUUCCAGCUGGUUACUGGCAGUCCAUCAGCAGAAGCGAGAGCAGACGGAGAUCUAUGUGCGUGGUUUGGUUCUUGUCCAGCAGCUUAGUGGACACUUCGAAGUGAUUCUUCAUCCCAAGAAUCCCUGCGACAAGGGAUUGUGUCCCAGCUUGAGAAUGCGCCUGAAUGCUGGAGAGGCUCUGGUCUUCUCCACGGAUAUCUGGAGCCUCAGCUAUGGCCUGGAGAAGCCACACUCGAAGCAGAGCUCCCUGGCCAGCAUUUUCGAGAUUGACUGGCAGACGUAAACCAUCCACUCUUAGUUGGCCGAAAUUGUAUUUACACACACAACUAGAUACACAUAAAUAGAAGCCUAAAGUUAUCGAGU
This is a messenger RNA of Drosophila elegans, 1200 nucleotides long. RefSeq lists its product as uncharacterized. The coding region runs from base 113 to 1120 and encodes 335 amino acids. The transcript is spliced from 2 exons. The record is from RefSeq and is a predicted model, not a curated record. Lineage: Eukaryota; Metazoa; Arthropoda; Insecta; Diptera; Drosophilidae.